This is a messenger RNA of Rubroshorea leprosula, 1706 nucleotides long. NCBI's taxonomy places the organism in Eukaryota, Viridiplantae, Streptophyta, Magnoliopsida, Malvales, Dipterocarpaceae. The record is from the annotation of a GenBank genome assembly.
GCAAGUCCAAACAUUCAUAGAGUAUGGAUCUCACCAUUGAAGAAGCACUUGAUGGUCUCAUGAUCGUGUUGGAUAAAAGCUCACCACCGAAGACUGGAUCUGUGGUGGCCACUGACACAUCCGAAACUGAAAAAGUUAGGAUCUCAUGGCUCAACCAUGUGGGAAAACAGAUUGGCAAGGUCAUCAAGUUAGACUACUUAUCUCAAUAUGCUUGUAAGGGGAAGUAUGUAAAGUUUUGCAUUGAACUGGACUUGACUAAGCCAUUGCUUCCAAUGGUGUGCAUUGAGGGGAAGAGCACAAGGACUGUUGUGGAAUCAAUAACGGUGUGUGGUAAGGCUCCAAUGACUCCAAAUGCUCCAGUGAUUACACAACAAUCAACUCUGAUAAAGGAGGAUGAUUAUGGUUCUUGGAUGACUAGGCAAAGGCACAAUCAAAGGGCUGGGUUAAGAACUGGGAAUAACAAUAGAUUUGCAACCUUGCACAUUGAUGAUGGUAGCAAUCAAAGUGUUCAACGAUCAUCUAAUCCUGAUAAUUCAAGAAAGAAUUUUGGCGAAGCAGGUGCCAAAAAUGGCAAUCCCACUAGUCAAAUAGCUUCAAUAGCUACUAGAGACGUAGUGACAUCAAUCAAGGAAGGAGGAUCCAGUAGAGCAACAAACAAGCGAGCUCAAAAUAAGAAUAAGGCUCAAAGGAAAUCUAGUAAGACAGCUAUGAAAAGUCGGGCCAUCAUCAAAUGUGAUCCAAAAUCAAAGGGUGCUACUUCGAUUUCUAAUUUAUCACCUCUUAGGUUUGCAGAUACUAGUAAGGGCAUAACAAAGCUCUUUGUUUUUGGUUAUGAAGGAAAUAAUGUUGUUAGUAAUGAUUUCAUAAAUUGUCAAAUGAUAGAAGCACCUACUAAAGGGAAGUCAUGCGAAGUGCAAGAGGUUGUGAUUUGGAAUGCUGGGCUGGAGGUAGUGAUAUCACAUCAUGGAAAAGCUAUUGUUGAGCAACAAGAACCUCAAACAAAUAAGAUAGAGAUGAUUACCCAAGGAAAGGAAAUUUCUAAGGAUCAAUUGCAAAUAAAGGAUACUGUGAUGGCCGACGCAGGGUCGAACACCAUUGAAUCCUAAGAGAGUUUUCCUAAACCCUAUAUAUUUUUUUUAAUGUCAAUUUUAUUUUGGAAUGUUAAGGGGGCAACUAAUAGAGAUUUUGUUAGGACUACUUGAGAACUAAUUAAAAUUUAUAAGCUUGAUGGUUUUAUUGUUGUUGAACCAAGAAUUAGUGGUUUUGUGGCAAACAGCCAAGUUAGCAAGCUUAGAUUUGAUAUCUUUACUAAAGUGGAUGAUGCACAGGGCUUUUUAAGAGGGAUAUGGGUUUUGUGGAACAAUUCAGUAGAAGAGGUCACUGUCCUAAAAGAAUCACCAUAGAUGAUCUCUCUAUUAGUUAAAUACCCCAAUUUGGAACCUUGUGUUUUUUCAAUUGUUUAUGCUAGUCCUACUGCCUUUAUUAGGGAACUUCUAUGGGAUAAAAUUAAAUGGUUGGAUUGCUUUGAUAUUGUGCCUAGUCAGAGACUUUAACUAGAUCACUUCAAGUGAUGAGAGGCUAGAUGGCAAAGUUUUAGGUUUGCGUGGUGCUUUUUCAAUGUUGGCUAGUUUUCAAGCUAGAGGACUUCUUGAUUUUGGGGCAUCAGGAAGUAGAUUUACAUGGAUUAAUAAUCAGCAUGGUAAUAG